This is a messenger RNA of Aureobasidium subglaciale EXF-2481, 1665 nucleotides long. RefSeq lists its product as uncharacterized. Lineage: Eukaryota; Fungi; Ascomycota; Dothideomycetes; Dothideales; Saccotheciaceae. The coding region runs from base 236 to 1573 and encodes 445 amino acids. The transcript is spliced from 2 exons. The record is from RefSeq and is a predicted model, not a curated record. Gene Ontology annotation, molecular function: monooxygenase activity; FAD binding. Gene Ontology annotation, biological process: secondary metabolite biosynthetic process.
GCCGUCAAGAAUAACCGUGGGACGGUUAUGGGGCGCGGCUUUUGAGAAAUGCGAGAAAUACAAAAGUAAUUCAGUUGGCUUCUUGGUGUGAGGUGUUUCUCACUCUUCUCACACUACUUGAGUACUGCUUCAUUCUGUUGCACUCUAGACAACAGGCUUCUACUUGGGAUAAACCUCUAUACAGCUGAGCUAUAUUGAUCUGACUGUGUGGUUGACUACUGUCAAAGACGUCAAGAUGUCAAACAACGUCAAGGACAUGCACAUCUGCAUUGCCGGCUCAGGCAUGGGCGGCCUUGCAUGCGCCCUCUCCCUAGCCCGUCAAGGCUUCACCAAAAUCUCCGUCUACGAAUACGCCUCCUCCCUCGGUUUUGUCGGCGCCGGUAUCCAACUUGCACCAAACAUGGCACGCAUCCUCGACCGCCUAAACGUCUGGUCACCCAUCCAAGCCGAAGCUGUAGACCUCAAGGACACUUCCAUCCGUCAAGGCUCUUCAGAUGCCGAACUCGCGAAUGUAAAGCUGGACUAUGUGAAACAGACUUAUGGAUACCCGCACAUGGUUGGCCAUCGCUCUUCUCUGGCUGGGGAAAUGUACAAAGGCUGUAAAGAAGAGGAAGCGAGUAUAAAGUUCUACUUUUCGCAUGCUGUGCAGAAAGUCGAUGCUUGGACGCCGAAAGUCAGUUUUCAAGUCAAGCCGAGGGAUGCAGAGGCUUUUGAUGUAGAAUGCGACAUUCUUCUCGCUGCUGAUGGUGUAAAAUCAAACAUUCGCGAUCAAAUGCUGGAGCUUUUGAAUAUCGACGCCAAAGUCGUGGAUUCGGGACAAGCAGCUUAUCGCAUCAUGCUAAAGAGAGAAGACAUGGAACACGACCCCGAGUUGCUCGAACUCAUCGACUGCGAGAGAGCAACACGCUGGAUUGGAGAACGCAGACACAUCAUCGCCUACCCAGUCUCCAACAAUACAAUCUACAACCUCAGCACCGCACAACCAGAUGCAAACUUUGCAGCAGCACCUUCAGCCACUUACACGACAAAGGGAAGCAAAAAGGAAAUGUUGGAGGUGUACUCUGAUUUCUGCCCCAAAGUGCAAAAGAUGCUUAAUAUGGUGCCGGAAGGCGAGGUUUGUGAGUGGAAGUUGAGGGUACAUGCUCCUCUGCCUACAUGGGUGCAUGGGAAUAUGGCGUUGGUGGGUGAUGCUUGUCACCCUACGCUUCCUCACCUCGCACAAGGAGCCGCUCAAGCGAUCGAGGACGGUGCAGUGCUAGGUGUUGUGUUGAGCAAACUCCCUGAUACGAGUGCGGAGAGCAUCAACAAGGCACUCAAAGUUUACCAGGAACUGAGGAAAGCGAGAGCGGAGGGCUUAGUGGCUUUGGCUGCGGCGAAUGGAAGAGAGAUGCAUCUUGGUGACGGUGCUGCCAAAGAGGCGAGGGAUGCGGCAUUCAAGGCAAUCAGGGAGGGGAGAGAGGGUGCCAAGGUGCCGGAUAGAUGGGCCGAUGCUGAUGUGCAGAAGAUGAUCUACGGCUAUGACUGUUGGUCGGAUGCUGAGGUGCAGUUUGAUGCUCUAUUUGCCGCUGCUUGAGGAAUUUAGUAUACGUUCGUAGGCAUGCAAAUAGCACGAUACUGCAAGACAUGUCACUGCAGUUUAAUAAAGGUAGUGCACCGACAUCAGUG